Messenger RNA from Giardia duodenalis, 603 nucleotides. Its product is annotated as Vacuolar protein sorting 2. Gene Ontology annotation, biological process: protein transport; late endosome to vacuole transport; endosome transport via multivesicular body sorting pathway. The transcript has a single exon. The record is from RefSeq and is a predicted model, not a curated record. The coding region runs from base 1 to 603 and encodes 200 amino acids. Gene Ontology annotation, cellular component: ESCRT III complex; multivesicular body. Lineage: Eukaryota; Fornicata; Diplomonadida; Hexamitidae.
AUGAAGGAGCGUACUAUCGCAGCUAGUCUCGAGGCAUACAAAGAGAAAGCCAGAGAAACUAUAAGGAGCAUUGAACGAGAGAGGAUGCAGCUGGAGUUCGAAAGAAAAAAAGUUGAACAGCAAAUUCGAAAGGCUGCGCAGGACGGUGAUCGCUCCUCUGCCGAAAUCCACGCAAAGUGCUUGGUUAGAAUUAAGGACAAUAUCAAGCGCUUGAGUGUCUCGAAGGCUCAAAUCCUAUCUCUCCAAAUGAACAUGCAGUUGGCCAAGUCCUUCGAAGUUGUGGGCGGAAUCAUCUCUAAGUCCGCCGCAAUCAUGGCCAGUUUAAAUAAGAACGUUAAUAAUAAGGAGAUGCAGCAGCAGUUGGCAAAGUUUUCGCGCGAAAUGCAAAACCUUCAAAUUAGGCAAAGCUAUAUGGAGGACAGCUUGGACUCUGCGAUCCGAAUCGACAACGAGAGCUCUCAGGCCAGCAAGGAGGUUGACAUGGUGAUGAGCGAGUUCGACCUCCUCCAGAAGCAGAAGUUGUUAGACAUGGACUCGUACAUGGCUGAGUGUGCACAGUGGGUCCCUGGCUCUGGUGAUGUCAACACGAUCUCUAACAAGUAA